AUUUUUUUUAAUAAGAGUUACUCAGGUCUAAUUCCUUUAAUUCCAAUGGACAAAGACUGAAGUAACUCUGCACAUGUUUGGGCCGGCAUUCCCUUCUUAAGCACUUAGUAAAUAUACAAAAUGUGAAAAUAGAUCCUGUUCUCUGACCUCAAAUUCUGUCAUGCAGCUGAAGGGAGGCCAGAGAUCUGUCACCCUGAGCUUCAUUCAUUCUGUUCCGUUCUGAUUGGCUAAUGGCUCUCCUCCCGAAGGGCCAAUCCUCAGCAAUCACUGUCCCCAUGGCAACCUGCAAACCCAACAGAAAUCAGCCUGGACCAACUGUGCCGGAGGGCUGUCUUUUCACUUCCUCUGGCUUCUUCCUCGCUUCCUAGCCAAGUGGGGCAUUUUCUGACCCGACAUGUUCAACUUCAACCUGAGGACCAGCAGGAGCGGACGGGAGUACAGCCCAGGGGUGCUGAUUGCCAACUGGAACGAGGAUGUCUAUCUGGAAGAGGAUCUUCUGAAAGAUUUUAUAUAUAGAAGAGAAAGGGGAGAACUUUUAAUCCAGAGAUCGAACAAGCUGAAAGAAAACCUUUACAAAAAGGAGCAGCUUUCCAUUUCGAAAGAUGGAUUUCUUCACUUUGGAGACACGGUUUUGCUGGUGAGCCCCGAUGAAAAGUCAGCGAUGGAGAGUUCCCCCUGCGAAAGAGGAAACCUAUCCCUGGCAGUAACUCCAGAUGAAAUGUCCAUACACGCUCUGGAUGCUUUGCCAUCUCCCUGCGGAGUGAGCGCCAUCAGGCUCACUGACCCAAUCGGUCGGAACGCAUUUCAGAUUUUAAGCACCGAGGGGGCGUCCAUGGGAGACCCUCUGCGAUUUGGGCAAAAUUUUGGCCUGGGAGCAACGGGAGGAUUUCAUGAUCGAAUGCUGUUUCUAGCCAGCGACCACAAAACAUUCGAGAACAAGGCGAAGAAAUCCCUCCUUCAAGCUGUGUCCUUGACGGAUGAACUUUCCUACCUGGCUUCUUGGCAAGUGACUUACCUGGAUCCGCAGCUGCGCCUUGAAUACGAAGGGUUCCCGGUGCCCGCAAACAACACUAAGAUUCUCAUCACUCACUGCCACACUAACCAAGCAUUAGCUGUCCCAAGGACCUUCUGGAUGAGGACGUACUUUGGAAAGGAAUAUGAAGUUGUUUGUAACACCUACCUGGAUUCGCACAAAGCCGAAGAAGAUAAGAAUUAUUGGAUCAUGGUUACUGGGAACCCCAGCGACGGAUCAACUACAAUGUUUGAUAGACCUCCGCCUCCUUCUGAGGUUACUCGAGAGAAAAGCAGUGAAGUCCAAACAGCGACUUAACUGCCCAGAGUUUAAUUUAAAAAAACACUUUCGAUAGCACUUUGUUUAAAAAUGAAAACAUGAAUGGUAGUCAGGAUUCUAAGGGAAUGCCGUGCUGUUUUUAUUCUAAACACUCCCGAGAAGGUAUUUCUAAAUAUGCACAGAAGAAUAUUUCUAUACAGAAAUAUACAGAAUAUUUCUAUACAGAAAUUUCUAUACAGAAAGAAAAAGUAUAUACAAUGUUUCCAUCCUGUUUUUUUUUUUUAACAAACGAGUGGAGCAGCAAUACACUGUAAAACAAAUUCAUAUAUUUUCUAAAGAAAAAAACUAUUCGAGCAAUCUUGGCGUUGAACACUGUUCUGGCCACUAGGCGGCACCACCUUUUUAAAGGAAAUUCCAACUGAUAUUACAAGAGAGGCCCAAUUCAGUGUAAUCUAAGGUGGAAUAUUGCCUCCUAUUGGCAAAACACAUCUUCCUUAAUCCGCCUCUGCUGGUUAGCGUGGAUGCACGGGGCAUCUUUUUCAGAGCAGGAUUGAUUUAGCUAUCUACACUUUGCUUUUCUCUCCAAUGGUAGGUAUUUAUAAACAUGCACAGAAGAAUAUUUCUGUAAGAAAGAAAAAAAUACCAUUUUUCCAUCCUGUUUUUUUUUAAAAAAAAAAAGAUGAGUGGAGCUGCAAUACGCUGUCCACAGAAGAAUCUACAGAGCAGGGGGGAUUUAUUUCGCUAUCUAUGGCUCCUUCCGCACAUGCAGAAUAAUGCACUUUCAAACGGCUUUCAGUGCUCUUUGAAGCUGUGCGGAAUAGCAAAAUCCACUUGCAAACAGUUGUGAAAAUGGUUUGAAAAUGCAUUAUUCUGCGUGUGCGGAAGGGGCCUAUGUUUUUCUUUCCAAUGGGGGACUGCAAAGCAGAAUAUCACACAACAACAGCCCUUAGGAAAGAGAAAGCGAAUGGUGGAUGGUCACCCGGUGAGUUUCCAUGACCAAGUCAGCGGCUCCGCAGGGAGAAAAGUUUGAGAGGAUGGCAGAAUUUGCAGAGGAGAAUCACCAGACAGACACUAGAAGAGCCAUUCCCAUUAGGGAGACAGGAAGGUAGAAAGAUUCUUUCCGAUUCCCUUCAGUACCAGGAAUCUUCAAGAAAGGAGACAAACUAGUCACACUGUUGUAAAACUCACAAGUUGCACAUUCUUACAAUAUUUGAGUCUGGUCUGCUACAGGAUAGACAACCAUGUUCCCUUUACCAGGAAGUGUAUUCCAUCCAUGGUCCUCUUGCUCACUUCCCCUUUUAUUGUUGGCAUUUUAUUAUUGCAGUUGUCCCUUCCAGAUCGCGACUUUCCCCAUCGUGGUUGCGGUGUAUUGGUGUACUCUCAUUGGGAAUUUUGACAACAUAACCAUUUAAUAAAAUAAAACGAACAGCUGCAAAA
Sphaerodactylus townsendi is the source of this 2728-nucleotide messenger RNA. It is a transcript of the gene CFAP161, whose product is annotated as cilia and flagella associated protein 161. Gene Ontology annotation, cellular component: motile cilium. The record is from RefSeq and is a predicted model, not a curated record. The coding region runs from base 395 to 1330 and encodes 311 amino acids. Lineage: Eukaryota; Metazoa; Chordata; Lepidosauria; Squamata; Sphaerodactylidae. The transcript has 7 exons. Gene Ontology annotation, biological process: cilium assembly.